Messenger RNA from Pseudo-nitzschia multistriata, 2375 nucleotides. NCBI's taxonomy places the organism in Eukaryota, Bacillariophyta, Bacillariophyceae, Bacillariales, Bacillariaceae. The record is from the annotation of a GenBank genome assembly.
AACGAACCAAAGAUUUGCAUCCUUUUGAGAGAGUUCUCUUUCUUUUCACAAACCACUUCUUUUUUAUUUUCUACAACAUAACACCCUACAUCUCAUCAUGUUCAAGUCUGUCAUCGCCCUCGCCCUUGUCGCUAGCGCCGCUGCUUUCGCACCUGCCAACGUUGGAUUCCGAUCCAACACUGCCUUGAACGGUGAAAACGACGAUAAAGUCAAGGAAAUCAUUGUCGAGCAAGUCGGAUGCGACGAAGACAAAGUUGUCCCUGAUGCUAAGUUCAUCGAUGACCUCGGACUUGACUCCCUUGACACCGUUGAAUUGAUCAUGGCCAUCGAAGAGGAAUUCGACUGCGAAAUCCCUGAAGAGGAAGCCGCCAAGAUCUCCACCGUUGGAGAGGUCAUCUCCUUCGUCGACAGUCUUUAAACCGGAUGGUACUGACAAGAUCAGAUGAAUUUUUCUCGCGUGUGAAUAAAAGACUUUUGAUUGUGGGCACAGUACAAGACAUCAUCGUUAUGCCAGAUUUGGAAUGGGAUCAAGACCGAUCUAGUAGCAUCAGUGUCUAAUGAAAACGAGAAGUUUAUAGAAUACAUACUCAAGCCUAUCUUGAUCUACUGAUUAUCAUUUCUUAUCGUAUGUGUGGAAGAUGAAAUAUUUGCUAGGCGUGAUACGAUAUUAAACACAUCACUCAAGCAAUACAACUUAGUUGUCACAACGGUGGUGUACCAAAAAAUGUUGAAGCUGCAACGCAACUUGGACGAUUAUUUCUGUCUUGAGUUCGAUGAUAUGACCCCUCUUCACAAAUACGUAGAUCUGCUGGGUGAUUCUUUGCGAAUAUAAGUUUACUGACCAAGUAUGUUCGUUUUUCAUUACAAGGUUAGACUCAGAAUAAACAGUGACUACACUGAAAGAGAAUCCCAAGAUUCAGAAUUGAAAUGCUUUGUUGAUGUGAGAAAGCCAUACGUUGGUAUCGCUACGAGUGCUAGUUUUCAAUUGUGACAAAUGCACUAUUGCAAUACACAAACAUACUCAGUGAUUCACUCCGGUUUAUGUCACUAUUUUCAUUUUGGAAUGAGGAUGCUUUAGUUACGCUCAAUUUUCAACCAUACGAUAAUUCCAUGCUAUUUUUUAUUAAUUUGAAGGUGACGAAAGCAUACCAAGGCAAAAGUCACUUCCUUCCUUGAGAUUUAUUGUUUUGUUGGAAGCUCGAAGGUUUCUUUCCUGUGACGGCACCGCCAAUACCUCGUACUAUGUUUCUCCCACCUGAGAAUAUUCCUUUCCCUACUUGAAGAACACCACCCGCCGUGCCUGUCACAGCUUUUUCAGCACCCGAUUUGAUGCCACCGCCAAUUGAUGAAACACCUUUCGCAAUGCCUUCAACGACUGCCUUUCCAUCCCCAGUGGUAAUUCCUUUUCCAAUACCUUGGCCCAUUUGCAGAGCACCGCUAGUUACUUAAAUAAAAACGUAGAAGUAAAAAACGAGGAUGUACUCUCAGUGAACAAGUAGCUUUCCGACUCGUGGACAUCUGAAGAACAUGUGGAUUUUGUUUUAAAAGGAUAAAUUCAAAUACAGCGACGAGCACGUACCUCCUCCAGCAAUAUGGCCUACUCCCAUACCUGCUCCUUCGAUAAUUUUAUUUGCUCCAGUGGCAACUUCAAAUCAAUAGCGUUGCAUUACAAAUUUGAAAAAGAUUAGUUGUAUUCGAUGCAUUACGCGCUGAAUGUUUUCGCCUCAAAGCCUGAUGGGAAUGUAUCUAACUUACCACCUGACACUGUAUCACCAACACCAUAACCUAUGCCAGUCACAGCACUAUUGAAUCCGGUGCCAAAUUUACGUGCUCCGAUUUUGCCAGCUCCACUUUCGACACCAUCUCCGACAAAAGAAGCGAUACGUUUGAAACCACCUCCUACUCCAUUUCCGGCGUACCCCACGAUUGAACCUGCUGCCUUUCCUGCAACAUUACCAGUGGCUCGCAAAAUAUCUCCUUCGACGUACUCAUCUUCACCUUCUCGUGCUGCAAGCCCUUUCCAGUCAUUUAUUGUAGCUGCUGUUAACAACGGGACAAUCUUGUAUUUAAUCUUGUCUAUGUAAACAGUCUUCAUUACUUCAACCAACCUAUCCAAUGGUCCUUUUAAGGCUCGAACCUCGUAUCCUGUGAAAUUCAACUCUGCCCUGUCAAUCGUGAAUUUCAAUUUCCGGGUGAAAUAAUUGAUGGCUGAACUUCCAGGUACAUCUUUCACUUUCUCAUAACGUGUCAAGUUAGCACCACGACGAAAGCUUACGACGACUGUAAAUGGCGAUACAAGUACGCGAGCGACGUCGUAAAGCGUAUCGGAAGUUGGUGUGGUAUAUUGAUUCUUCUCGACAGAUUUCGAACGAGAC